Molecule: messenger RNA, 474 nt
Organism: Lactuca saligna
Lineage: Eukaryota; Viridiplantae; Streptophyta; Magnoliopsida; Asterales; Asteraceae
Source: the annotation of a GenBank genome assembly
AUGAAGAAGGAAAAUAUCUCUUCGCCAAAAGCCUUCAUUGCAAAGCAAGAUGAAUCUGAGAAAUAUGUGGAAGAAAAGGAAACAUUUGAAGAUAAAGGGAUAAAUGAUAAGGGUUUUAUGGCUCUCAUAAAAGAUACCUCUAAUAGUGUCUCAGGCAAGUGUAGCACUGAUAUAUCUCAAGCUGUCGAAGAAUCAAGCAGCGGUCGUGACUACGUGAAGCACCGAAGAUCCGAGAAGAACAACUUAUCCUUGGUGUACAAUGUUGCAUCCUCGGCUGUUCAUGACUUCUGCAGCAGCGAAGUCAUAGCGGCGUUGCUCGGACUCGACUGGCAGCGGCGACAGCAGCUUUGCUCGUUCAACUCUUCACAACCCCGUUCCCAAAAUCUCCAACUCGUUGAACUCUCCCUCGCCGACAGCAAACAUGAUGAAAGUCUAGUGUCGCUGUCAUCGCAUGCUAAUCGGAAACGGGAGUGA